Xenopus laevis (African clawed frog) is the source of this 2652-nucleotide messenger RNA. It is a transcript of the gene znf470.S, whose product is annotated as gastrula zinc finger protein XlCGF57.1-like. Lineage: Eukaryota; Metazoa; Chordata; Amphibia; Anura; Pipidae. The record is from RefSeq and is a predicted model, not a curated record. The coding region runs from base 392 to 2299 and encodes 635 amino acids. The transcript is spliced from 2 exons.
GGAGGGGAGGGGCCAGAUCACCAUUUUGUGGCAGUUACACACACAGAACAGGCAGUGAGUUUUGUUUGUCAUAAACUGCCACAUGUGAAUGGCAGUGCUCCUGGCAGAGACUCUAGCCACUGGCCCCGGGAUGAAUUGGCCCCAAACUGACUGGUGACAAGAACACUAGGAGCCUGGGAAGCUGAUGUGAGGAUUGGGGGAAGAAUCUGUGGAAAAGGAAGUCCCAGGGAAUCGGGAAGUGAGAGAAGAGGUAGAGAAGCCUCAGAAGCCAAUGAUUGUGAUUCUUUGGAUAAAGACAAGAGACCAUUAGACUGUGCAACUUCUCCAACACCAGCAAAUCCUCACAUUGGAAAGAAACAUCUGUAUCAGACUCAGAAUCACCAUCAUUACAAUGAACAUUCCCAACUCCCAGACGGAACUUCCCUCAGUAAGAAAACAAUUCGAAUGCUCAGAAUGUGGGAAAACAUUUGCAAAAAAAUUUAACCUUCAUACUCACCUAAGAGUUCACACAGGAGAGAAACCAUUUUGUUGUGCAGAAUGUGGCAAAUGUUUCAUUUCAAAGAGGAACCUUUCCAAUCAUUACCUAUUUCAUACAGGGGAGAAAUCUUUCACUUGUAAAGACUGCGGCAAAAGCUUCUCUACAAAGGACAGACUUUCUUCUCACAAAAGUGUCCACAUAGGAGAGAACCCAUUUACAUGUACAGAAUGUGGAAAACAUUUCUCUCAUAAGAAAACCCUAAAACAACACACACAACUUCACACAGAAACAAAAACAUUUGCAUGUACAGAAUGUGGGAAAGUCUUUAGUAAUAAGAGAAGUCGUCUCUACCCCUACACAACUCACACUGGGGAGAAACCUUUCAUAUGCAGAAAAUGUAAGAAUAUGUCUCUCCCUGUUCUUUUCUCAUGCACAGAAUGUGACAAAUGGUUCUCUAAAAAGAUGUACCUCAAAAGACACCAGAGACUUCACAUAAAAAAGGAAACUUUCCCAUGUACAGAAUGUGACAAACUUUACUUUACAAAGAGCAGACUUGAGAGGCAUUAUGCUAUUCACACAGGGGGGAACCAUUUCCCAUGCACAGAAUGUGGCAAAUUAAUUGCUACAAAGAACCGCCUUCAGUUGCAUUCUAUUACCCACACUGGGGAGAAACCAUACCUGUGUGCAGAAUGUGGGAAGAAAUUUACAAAAAAAACCUACCUAAAUCUUCAUAUGAGAAUUCAUACAGGAGAGAAACCAUUUACAUGCACAGAAUGUGGAAACUGUUUCAAGCUAAAACAAGUCCUUAAAGAACACCAGAGAAUUCACACAGGGGAGAGAGCUUUCGCAUGCACAGAAUGUGACAAAAGAUUUACAACAAAAAGCCACCUUCAUCGUCAUCUGAAAACUCACACAGGAGAGAAACCAUUUACAUGCACAGAAUGUGGGAAAAGUUUUGCAGUAAAAUCUCACCUUCGUCAUCACCUGAGAACUCACACAGGAGAGAAACCAUUUACAUGCACAGAAUGUGGGAAAAGUUUUGCAGUAAAAUCUCACCUUCGUCAUCACCUGAGAACUCACACAGGAGAGAAACCAUUUGAGUGCACAGAAUGUGGGAAACGUUUCAUAUUAAAUGAUGCCCUUAUAAAACACCAGAGAAUCCACACAGGGGUGAAACCUUACUCGUGUGAAAAAUGUGGUAAAAAAUUUACAACGACAUCCCAACUUAAUGCGCACCUGAAAAGUCACAAAGUAGAGAAACCAUUUGCUUGCACAGAAUGUGGGAAAAGUUUUGCAAGUAAAUGUCUGCUUCCUAGUCACAUCAGAACUCACACAGGAGAGAAACCAUUCAUAUGCACAGAAUGUGGGAAAAGUUUUUCAAUAAAAUCUAACCUUCGUCGUCACCUGAGAACUCACACAGGGGAGAAACCAUUUGAGUGCACAGAAUGUGGGAAAUGCUUCACGGAAAGUGGUACCCUUAGAAAACACCAAACAAUUCACACAGGGAAGAAACCAUUUGAGUGCACAGAAUGUGGGAAACGUUUCAAAUCAAAUGGUGCCCUUAUAAAACACCAGAGAAUCCACACAGGGGUGAAACCUUACUUGUGUGAAGAAUGUGGUAAAACAUUUACAACAACAUCCCAACUUAAUGCGCACCUGAAAAUUCACAAAGUAGAGAAACCAUUUGCUUGCACACAAUGUGGGAACAGUUUUGCAAGAAAAUGUCUGCUUCAUAGUCACCUCAGAACUCACACAGGAGAGAAACCACAGAAUGUGGGGAAAGUUUUAGCCAAAAUACAAUCCUUAAAAAACACCAAAUAAUUCACACGAAGGACAAACCUUUUAUAUGCACAGAAGAAGGUGAAACAUUUUAGGGAUAAAGCUGCAUUGAUGCUCAGCUGAGAAUUCACACAGGAGAGAAACCAUUCAAGUGGACAGAAUGUGACCAACGUUUCACUAUAUUGGGCACUCAAAGAAAACAUUUACAUGUAUAAUAUGUUGGAAAGUGUUCUACCUCACAUAACUCACAGUGGGGAGAAACCUUUCAUAUGCACAGAAUGUAAGAAUAUGUCUCUCUCUGUUUUCUUUUCUCAUGCACAGAAUGUGGCAAACAGUUCUCUAAAAACAAAUGCCUUAUCAAACACCAGAGAAUUCAAAUAAAAAGGGAAACUUUA